AUGUUUCGUUGUGGCGUUGAGGGCAAUCUGGCAGCUGAAUGCACUGGGGUCGUGGCUGCACCUAUUAAUUUGUUCUGGGACGAGGAUUUUCCGCCGUUGGUGGCGCGGGACCUGCCGUCUCAUGAUGGAGUGGGUGGGGAGGUUCCCCUGCCGCCUGCUGACCUGGUGGUGGCUGUUGGCCCGGCGUGUGUGGACUGUGGUGUCCACGACGAGGUGGUGGUGUGUGCGGCUCCGCCCCCACGCUCUGUUUCGUCGCUUCCACCGGUUUCUGCACCUGUUUCGGACUCUGCGCCUCUGUUGCCUUCGACGUCUCUGCAGGCUCCCUCACCUAUGUUGGACCCUUCUCCUACGGCUGCGCCUGUUCCUUCUUCUGUCUCCUCUGUGGGUAGCGGUCUCGUCCCCUGUGUUCUUGAGGCUGCCAUUCUGCGGGGUCGUGCUACCCCGGUUGGGGGACAGUCUACCGCUGGCUCUUCUCAGGUACCUCCUGCAGGGGGUGACAGCUCCGAUGAUCAACGGCCUUGUCCUAAGCGUUCACGCACGGAUGCGGGUGCUUCGCCUCCUCGAUCGUGGGCAGAGGAAUGUGAGGAUGCGGGGAGUGUCGAUGUUUCUUCUGCGAGCUGUUCCUCUGUGGAGUGCGAGGAUGGUGCGUCUGGUGCUGGUCCUCCGCCCGCUAUUCCGGUGUCUCCUGCUUCCUCGGCGGAGGUGCCCAUGCCGCCCAAGACGGGUUCUUCGUCUUUUAUGUACCGUGGUUGGGCGAGACCGCUUCCGCCGGAUGUAGAGAUUCCCGAGUAUAUGGAGUACCUGCGGUGUCGUGAGGGCCGCUCACCUACCGAACUGGAGUAUUUAAUAUGGGAGGCUUAUAAACGGAAGUAUCCGCCGUGGCAGUUUCCUGAGAAAUACCCUCCUCGUUGA
Molecule: messenger RNA, 912 nt
Organism: Procambarus clarkii (red swamp crayfish)
Lineage: Eukaryota; Metazoa; Arthropoda; Malacostraca; Decapoda; Cambaridae
Source: RefSeq, a predicted model, not a curated record